Molecule: messenger RNA, 3146 nt
Organism: Linum trigynum
Lineage: Eukaryota; Viridiplantae; Streptophyta; Magnoliopsida; Malpighiales; Linaceae
Source: the annotation of a GenBank genome assembly
UAUAAUUGAAAAUGAAUCAAGAGUUUCACCCUACCUUCGUACAAUUCGAUUCGGUGAAAACAUUUCUUAGUUUUCUUCACAACAAACCCUAAAAUGAAGAGCCGUUAGCUUCCCGCCAAAACCAAGAACACUUGCUCCAUACGACAUUGUUGUAUUCUCUAAGGCACAAAAUCAGCAUAGCACAAGCAAUGAAUAUGUGCUUUAACUCUCUGCUAGUUUAAUCAUAUCCUCCCCACAACACAAAGAAAGAAGCCACCUUUUCCUCGUUUCUCCUCCUCCCCAAUUCCCAUACCACCGUUCUUUCCCUCCCAAAACAAACCCUUUUCCUUUCCCAAACCCACGAAACAGAGCACAAGAAGUAAAAGAAAGAACCCUCAGCAAGGCCAACAAGAUCAAAGCAAUGGAGCUGGAACUGGGAUUGAAGAUCACACACACCAGAGAAGACAUAACUUCCUUCACCGAUCUCCGGAUCUCUAAAGACCAUUCGGGCCCUCUCUUCGUCUCUCGAGAAACCAACUCCAAGUUCAUCCUCAUUGCCUAUCUCAAAGGGUUCAGAAGGGAGAACGUGAGCAUAAAGAUCAAUGGAGAAGGGAACCAAAUGGAGAUCAGCGGGGAGAAGCCGGUCCAGGAGAUGGUGAUGAUGGGUUUGAUCAUGUACAAGAAAGAUGUGGAGCUCAGGACCUUCAGGAAAGUCUUCAGGAUUCCUGACGCGGUCGUUCUGGACCGGAUCAGGGCUAAGUUCAACGAUGACGAAGCGGUCCUCACCAUCUUCAUCCCCAAAUCCGAGAAAGGAAUUCGCGGUGUUUCGAUCGAGGAGGUCAAGGAUGAAUUUGAAGCUGGUGGUAGUAGUUCGCCUGAAGAGUCUCGAAAGAUUCCUGAUGCAGAGCUGCCUGGAAAUGAUGAAACUGGUCAAGUUCCUGAAGAGGAGGGUGAUGGAAGGGGACCUGAAUUAGUGAAUCCUAAAGCUGAGGAGCUUCCAAGUCGAAAGGAUUCGAUGGAAUCGUUAAAAGAAGAGCAACAAGAAGAUCAGGGUCAGGUUAAAGAAAAGGUAGUCGAAACUAUUCAGAAACAAGGAUCCCAAGAAGAGUCUGCUUCAUCAAAGGCCAUACCUGAUAGCAAGAAAGAAGAAGAAACUAUGAUGGAAGAGCAAUUGGAUAGAGAAGAACCUCUGGAAUCGAAAGAGGAAAUCGUCGGAAGGAAACCUGAAAAAUCGGAAAUGGCUGAAUCAGAGAAGACAGAUAAUGAAAUUCGAGACAAAGGAGUUCCUGAAAGCAAACCUGAAUCGAAGAAAGAUGAAGCUCGCAUGGAAGAAACAUGGCCGCAAGAACAUGAAUCAGAGAAGCAGGAACCUGAGACUGAAACGACGGCGGCAAAUUCAGUUGGUGAAGGCAAACGGGUGGAAUCAUCGGAUAAAUCGAACGUCGAAGAUGUUUCAAAGAGGUCCAAGAUGUGUCGUCCCGCGGUGAUUGCAGGAUCGAGCAUUCUAGUGUCAAUCAUAGUAAUAGUCAUUGGUUUUAUUAGAUCCAGAAGAAAAAAAGUAGUUUCUCGGUGUUGAUGUGUUCAUAGUUGUCAAUUUGAAGAAGCUGAUGAGUUUAUGGUGUGUUCAGAGUUGGUGAAUUGUGUAUUUUGGUCAACAGUAACCAUCUGUUACAAGAAUUCCUGCAGAACAAGAUAAGUACAGUUUUAAUUGAAAACUCAGAAUAAAACUUCAUUUUAAGCUUCAUCCAAACGGAAUUACAUUUGCCUCGCCAGAAAGCUUUUGGUCCACAAUCCCUCACCACAAUCUAUCUUUAAGAAUUGACCUCUUCUAAGCUAUAUUGUGCGUCUCUUUCCAUCCCAAUCCCCAAACCAAUGGAGUUUCCAAAACAUCUGGUUCUCAAAUCCUCCCCAGCUGUUGCUAACAAAAAAAAGUUUUAAGAGAUUGUCAUUCACUUAACAGAAACCCAACAAGAACAUCAAAACAUCUCAAAUUAGAACAACACAAAACCAGUGAGCUGCCUCUUGUGGAUGCCAAUCUGCCACACCUUCGACGCUCUCCAUUUUUCUGAUGAUCAUCAGACUGCCAAAGAAAAUGCAACAGAGCUAAUUUGGCCCAUGCAUUGUCGUAGUGAUGGCAAUGGGGCGGGGAUGAUACACCAAGAGACACACAAGAGACUUCAUCCUUCACUUCAUUUGGCCCACCAAACACCCCAUGAUGAAAGGAAAUUUGGCGGUUCUAAUGCAAUAGGCUACUGUGAAAUCACCUGCAUUCCUGUCGAGGGACUCAGGAAUCACAGUUGCACCACCCACCCACUAGUUGAGUUGGGUACUGAAAGAGAAAGGGACCUUUCCCUUGAAGCAUUAAAAUGCCCAAAUGGCCACACUUUCCCUAAUGCAAGGACUUGACACUGACUAAUCAGUGUUUGCCCCGCGGAUUAGUUCUAGUCAAGAAUUAAUCACACUCAAAAAUACCUUCCAUCUAUUCUUUUCAUGAAACUGUUUGUUUGUUCUGCAUCCAUCAAUCAAUAUAGCAAUAUUAGGAAAGCGGGGUCUUUGUUGAUGUACCUGCCACGAAUCCCACUAGUGGCUGAGUUGACCUCCAGCCCCACCUGGUAUGCCAAGGCUGAUGAUGAGUCCCUUUCUUUCUGGCCAGGAAACUUCAAUUUUCUUGCAUCUGUUUAGGCUGACCCCAGGUUCAUGAAUGGCCUGCGGAUUGUCAAUUGACUCUGUCGCCUCAUGGGCACAGCUGCUGACGGUGUAGAAAAUGUACACAGUACAGAGAGUCAGAUUGAUUGAUAGAAUGUAGAAACCUUACAGAAAACAGCUUUUUGCAAUUAUAGCUAGGGGAGGUAAUAACUGCUCACACAAAUUGCUGGCGUGAGCAAAACAUGGUCACCACUCCUCAAGUUGUAGGCUUGUAGCAGCAUCUCUCACCAGCCAAUGCCUGCACCACAAACCAGCAAAUAUCAUGGUUUUAGACUGAAAUACUGAAACCUUCCACCAGGUAGAUCUAACUUGUUCAAUUUUACUGCUGCAUCCAAGUUACCAUUCACCAGCUGGUAGAUUGAGAGAGGAAAUAGAACCAGAACAUAGUGAGACAAAAGAUGGGUAAUAAGGCAAGGCUUCCCAUAGAUCUUUGUUCUAGAAGAUAAAAAUAUAUAAAUGUG